UAAAAAUUCUGAACCUGAAAGAGGAAACAGCCAUGACCGACCACCACCAUCACCACCGAUUAGGCCAGCUACGGUCCACAUCCCAGAUCCUCAGAAGGACCGCCGUGCAUUUCACCGCCCGCCCUUUCGUGUUCAUUUUCCUUUCUCUGCUCUUACUCUCAAUCCGUUCUUUAGUUGAAUCAGGCUCCUUUGUCCUCAAUUCCUUUAUUGACCACGAUCCUUCUUUCAAAUCCCUCCUUACCCGCCUCGACCUCCACCCUUCCCACCCCAAUGCUCGUUUCAAGUCUACCCGUCGCCACGCACGCCGUCCUUUCCUCCACCUCACGCGCCUCGGCACUCUUGACGACGACUUCUUAUCUUCUGAAGAUGACCUCCGCCACCGCUCCCCGUUCAGUUCUUUCUCUAAUCGCCCCCUCAAUGGCACGCCGGUGAUCCUUUCAAAUUUCGAUACUAAAUCAGGGUUUUCGAAUUUCGUUGCGGAUAACGGAAUCCUGCUGCCGAAAAUUGUUCGGUACGGAGUCAAAUUCAAGACGAUUUCAUUUGACUACGAAAACAAUGAAAGGGAACAUCAAGAAGAAAGAAUUGUGGAUUUUCAGUUCGUUUAUAAAGGAUUUGAAUUGGGGCGCCAUGACGCAGCUGCGCUGUUCUUCGUUGUUAGCUUUCUUUCGGCGGCGUAUGGAUGGGUAAUUCUAGGGUUUACGGCUAUUUAUUCUUUGGUUUUUGGUGUUCUUUUCAUCACAAUUGUUAAUGACCUGAUUGGGAGAUUUGUUUCCUGUUUUGGGGCUUUUUGGCAUGGCUCUAAAAUGGGUUUGAAAAGACUCACUGGGUUCGUUUUGAUAAAAUGGGCGGUAAGAGACGCAGUAACUCAGCUUAUUGGAUUAUGGUAUUUCGGAGAGAUUGAGGAUCACUACUCGUUCUUUAAGCUUUUUAUUAGGUUAAAGUUGAUGCCUUUCUCAGUUAUGUCACCAUGGAUUAGGGGAUAUGAGAAGGAGAUUUCAGGGUUUUUGUUUACCUGGUUUCUUGUGGAUACUUUAGUUUCGUUUCCGUUCUCAUUAGCUGCUUGGAUUGCCAUUGUGGAUUCAGGGAGAAGCGGGAGAGAAAUUAUUAAAGAAGGAUGUUAUUUGAUGUCAACGCUUUUGAACCAAGGGAUACAAAUAAAGUGUUAUGAAGCUAUCUUAAGUGGAUCGUUAGCGAGAUUGGUGUUGACUCGCAUGGGUGGAGAAUUUUUUGCCACAGUUAUUCAGGCAGCUCUGGAGGUGUAUUUCAUGAUGGCUUGGUUGAUAUUUUACUUUGUGGUGAAGUAUAGGGAAGCUAAUGCAGAGGGUAGGAGGUAUGGGAGGAGAGAAUUGGAGGCUUUGGUCGAUGGAAUUCGAUGAAACUCAAUUGAGAAAAUAUCUGUGAAAGUUGCUUUUGCUGCUAGGUUUUUUAUUGUGACACUGAUGAUAGCUCAAGAUAGUGGCGAGAUUUUCAAAGGCUUUGAGUCUUCCUAGUUUUGCAGUGCUAGUGAUGCAAUACUGCCUGAUUUUGGUCUAAAAACCUGCCAAUGCGUAUCAUGUACUUUUAUCAUGAGGGAAAACGAUUUAAUACUUGUGUAAUUUUUCCACAACAGAGCUUCUAUGUGUAUAUUCUGUUACAAUCUAUUGUUUUUUACUUCCUUGCAGUGCUUGUUCCUUGCUGGUAUCAAUGAGAAUGGGAAUGAUUUCUCAUGCUUCAA
Messenger RNA from Hibiscus syriacus, 1714 nucleotides. RefSeq lists its product as uncharacterized. The transcript has a single exon. The coding region runs from base 33 to 1376 and encodes 447 amino acids. The record is from RefSeq and is a predicted model, not a curated record. Lineage: Eukaryota; Viridiplantae; Streptophyta; Magnoliopsida; Malvales; Malvaceae.